UUUUACUGUUCUAAUUAAAUUACAAAUUAAAUUCAUUUGGGGGGGGGGAAAGACCCCACGCAUUUAUUCUGAAGGCCAGUAGAAUUUGCCGGAAGUUGUGUUUUUGUUUCCGGGUCUACGGCACUUUGACGGAGCAUGUUUGGAUGUGAUGAACACGUUAGAAAAAUGUAAAUAACAGAAAAAAGCCCCAGAGUUGAGUUCUCUGUUCUUUGACUCUACGAUCUGUGGAAAAUGUCCAGAUUUCAGGAACUUAAAGAUUUAUACAAACGGCGGCUGAUAAAUGCGGCUCGCGGUGAUCUGUUUGGACAUUUCGAGAGAUCGAUAUCUGGAAUCGAAAAGGAGAUCGAUCACAAACGGAAACUACUGGGCUUGGUUUUAAACCAUGACAUUAAGCAGCAAAGAGCAGUGCACGUUGUUGCGCAUGAAAACGCACCUCCAGCCAGGCGUGUGGCGAUGGCAGAUAAAGCGAGUAGCACUACUGCUGGUAAACGGACUGCGGGGCCGCAGUCAGACAGCACGAUACCAGCCAAGCGUUUUGUGGCCAAAAAAGCGACUAAUGUUGAGAAAUCUUUCCAGCACCUCGUGGACCGCGACGCAGGGGAGAGUCUGUCUGUGCUGCUUACGCGCAGAACGAGGGAACUUGACGCAGAGAAAGGCCGAGCGGAGGCGUUGAAGGUUGAGAUGACAGACUUGCGAGAGGAGAUGACAGCCUUGAGAGAGGAGAGUCAGAGACAGAAGGAAGAACUGGAAAAACAGAUCAGUGAACUGCGGGCAGCUCUGGACGUGCAGACAAUGCAGCAAGAUGUCUCCGUUAAUUCGCCGGAGAAACCGCUAUCAAGCCCCAGACUCUCCUCAAAACCAACAUCGACGUCUUCGGCUUCCUGUUCUCCUUCGGGCUUCUCCAUCAUCCCGGCCGACAGCAGUCAUUUUCAUCGACUUUGUCGGCAGCAUCCGGACAUUAAAAUACGUGAGGUGAAACCGGAGGACCACACGACUCUCCUCCGAAUGAGCCAGGGCCGCGCGGAUCGCUACGGCUGCUUGCUGUUCAGAUUCGUCACACCAGAAGAGAAAUACCGGGCUUGGUGUGUCACAACAAACUGGGACGGAUCCAGAGGAAAGUGGGAGCUCCCCGGAAACCUGAAGGAGUUUCUCGUCAACACUAUGCGUCAGAAAUUUUCCCCAAUGUCAGGAAGAGAUGAGAAAAUGCUGAUCAACCGCAUCAACGAGGUGCUGCGAACACCACGUCAGUUUGCCUUGGGACUCAUUCAUUAGACCAAGAUGCACCCACAUAAACAUACUCUCAGACAUGUCCUUUGUUUGCAAGAAUUAUACCUCUAGUCCUGCAAUCUUUUCAGUGACUGAAUUUGUAAAUGGAUUUUUUUAUACACUGUACCUUUUUAUAAUAAACACUUUUUCUGUGAA
Molecule: messenger RNA, 1422 nt
Organism: Thunnus maccoyii (southern bluefin tuna)
Lineage: Eukaryota; Metazoa; Chordata; Actinopteri; Scombriformes; Scombridae
Exons: 4
Coding region: 232-1272 (346 amino acids)
Source: RefSeq, a predicted model, not a curated record